AUGGUCGGCCGUGUUCAUCCCUUUGCCCUGACGUGGGAAAUCGAGCGACGUGAUGGCUUGGAGUCGGUCGAUGAUAACAUCACAGAAUACACCGUCCCCGCGCUUAUAGUCCGCGAUCACAGCUACCAACCAGUCGUCACUCGCACCCUCAACUCGGUGGAUGCUUUCCCAACGAUACAACCGAUUGUCUCCUUCACGGGACCUGUCAUCGGCUCCGGCCGCGACCUCCUGCAUGGAAACUCGGCUGCGGCCCUUGACGACAGCCAGCUGAGGUGCUGCGGCUUUGGCUUUCACCCCUUCCAAGUUUUCGUCAUCUUCCCCAUUCACGCCAAUCCUUGGACCUCUCUAUGCAAGAAGAUGACCGAGAGGCACGACAGCCAGUUCCAGCCGAACGCUCUCUUCACUUGUACGGGCAAAAUCACCGGCUUACUGGAUCACCAGAUCAUGAAACAUGUCCCGGCUUUCGACCAAGACUAUAUCUUCAUCGUCGUCCCCGAUACGUGGACUUUCCUCGACAGGGCCAUGUCCAACCAGGUUUCUGCGACACAACUACUGCCGACGACACCCAAGGGCACGGUCGGCAAUCCCUCGGACUAUAGCGAUGAGUUGGCCAGGUUUACAUCUACCAAAAAGCGCAAGGCCGCCCAAAGCCCCGCCUUCCCCACGUCGCCUGCAUCCAGCCCAGUCGAUCCCCUUAUACUGACAUCAAGUCGGUCAUUGCCCGAUCUCUACCAAACCCAUACCAAGAGACCGCGACUUUCUCCCGAAACUUCCACCAUAAUCACCGCCUGUGACGAUCAAGACUCCGCCCAGUCCGGCACUUCCUCCUUUCUGUCCCCGGAAGACCCCGCAGAGUCAGAGACGGACACCGAACCAUUCAAUCACCCAGGCACAUCCGCCUCUGGCUCUAUCAGACCUCCCGCGUCCAUCUCUUCCCGACCGCUCCGCGCCCGACGUCCGCCCAAGAAUUUUCUAUAA
Molecule: messenger RNA, 978 nt
Organism: Hirsutella rhossiliensis
Lineage: Eukaryota; Fungi; Ascomycota; Sordariomycetes; Hypocreales; Ophiocordycipitaceae
Exons: 3
Coding region: 1-978 (325 amino acids)
Source: RefSeq, a predicted model, not a curated record